Molecule: messenger RNA, 210 nt
Organism: Racocetra persica
Lineage: Eukaryota; Fungi; Glomeromycota; Glomeromycetes; Diversisporales; Gigasporaceae
Source: the annotation of a GenBank genome assembly
AUGGAUAAUCGAGCAAUUUCCAAAUCAAAAAAAAAUGAUGCAAUAGAAAAGCAUUUAGCCUAUAAGGAUAAAAAUCUAAUUUUUAAACGACAAAAUUUUAUUUCAGAAAUAAAUGGAAAAUAUGUACAGUCACGUUCAUAUCCAUGCAGAGUAGCACUUAAGACGUUCAAGAUAUCCAACUCUGACGAUUCAUUAGACUUUAUAAGAGAA